AUCAUAUAAUUCAUGAUUGGCAAAACAACUCUGAUUUUUUUUUGAAAUAUAUAUACUAGUAUGUCUCUUUGAGUAUUCCUAUCCCUUUAAAUAGAAAUAGGAAAAUAGAAAAAAACAAAAUCCUCAAUUUGUUCACUCUACAGCUCAUCUUUCUUUCUUUCUUUCUUCGUCACUCAUGGCGACCGGUGCUGCCCCCUUUUCUCUGUCAGGUGCAACUCAUGUCAAAGGAUGUGAACCUUGGUCUGCAAAGUCCUCCUCGUUUGUAAAGACACCUAUGGUGGCUAUUCAGAGGAAAUCAAACUCUAAAGGAACAAAAGCCGCGAAGUUGUCUAUUCGUGCAAACUACAGUGAUCAAAGAGGUGGCAGUGGUGGUGAUUUUGUUGCUGGUUUCCUUUUGGGAGGUGCAAUAUUUGGAACACUUGGCUAUAUUUAUGCUCCUCAGAUAAGGAGGUCAUUGCUCAAUGAAGAUGAAUAUGGUUUCCGGAGAGCCAAGCGACCAAUUUACUAUUAUGAUGAAGGUUUAGAGAAAACUAGGCAGACUUUGAACACUAAACUAGAUCAACUGAAUAGUGCCAUUGACAAAGUAUCAUCCGUGUUGAGAGGUGGCAACAAAAUGCCUGCAGUGCCUGUUGAGACUGAUCCAGAAGAAGCUACUAUGUGAGAACUUGUCUUGUUCCUCAUGGUCAUAGGACUACACAAAGGAGAGCCAAUUUGGGGAUAUUGAAACAGUAAACGGAUCAUGAAUUUCUAGUCCAGAUUUUUAUCGUCUUCUGAAUCUUUUUGAGAAGGUUUAAUUGUGGAUCUGUGAAAGAAAAAAAACAAAAUGUGAUUUUCCAGCAGAAUUAAAUUCUUCCAGCACUGAAUUUCAGCAUUUACAAAUAUUAUUGAAAUUAUAUUUUGGUGUCCA
This is a messenger RNA of Capsicum annuum, 907 nucleotides long. RefSeq lists its product as uncharacterized. NCBI's taxonomy places the organism in Eukaryota, Viridiplantae, Streptophyta, Magnoliopsida, Solanales, Solanaceae. Gene Ontology annotation, cellular component: chloroplast thylakoid membrane; chloroplast inner membrane. The transcript has 5 exons. The record is from RefSeq and is a predicted model, not a curated record. The coding region runs from base 176 to 661 and encodes 161 amino acids.